Tarenaya hassleriana is the source of this 1207-nucleotide messenger RNA. Its product is annotated as purple acid phosphatase 7-like. The transcript is spliced from 6 exons. Gene Ontology annotation, molecular function: acid phosphatase activity; ferric iron binding; ferrous iron binding. The record is from RefSeq and is a predicted model, not a curated record. Bases 45 to 1028 code for a protein of 327 amino acids. NCBI's taxonomy places the organism in Eukaryota, Viridiplantae, Streptophyta, Magnoliopsida, Brassicales, Cleomaceae.
UUCCAUUUGUUUUUUUCUAAGAAUUUUUUAAAAAAAAAAAAAGCAUGAGGAUCUCGGUCGUGGUUGGUGUAUCCGUGUUUCUAUGCAUAUUGAAGAGUUGUGUCUCGGAGUUUCCGAGGUUCGAACAUCGUUCGACCAAAGAAGAUGGCUCUCUUAGCUUUCUUGUUGUCGGAGAUUGGGGACGCAAGGGACAGUUCAAUCAAUCUCGUGUUGCAGAUCAGAUGGGAAGGAUGGGGCAAGAGCUCGACAUAGAUUUUGUGAUAUCGUCGGGAGAUAACUUCUAUGACAAUGGCUUAACCGGAGUCGAUGACACUAACUUCGAAGAAUCCUUCACCAACAUCUACACUCAUCCAAGCCUCCAGAAACAGUGGUAUAGUGUGUUGGGAAAUCAUGAUUAUUUGGGAGACGUUGAAGCACAGCUAAGUGACGCUCUUGUCAAGAAGGACAAGAGAUGGCUUUGUCGUAGAUCUUUCGUUUUGGUCACGACCAAAGGGUUGGUCGAUUUUUUCUUCGUGGACACAACUCCCUUUGUCAACAAGUACUACAACGACACGAAAAUGCGUAUCUUCAACUCGAAGCCAGUCUUGCCAAGAAAACAGUAUCUCGCAAACCUGUUGCAUGAUUUAGAAUUGGGUUUAAAAAGGUCACGUGCCACAUGGAAAAUCGUCGUGGGACAUCACCCGGUCCUGAGCGCCGGCGCCGAGGGUGUAACCCAGGAGCUCGUGGAUCAAGUUCUUCCCCUUCUUGAGGCGAAUAACGUGGACAUGUACGUAAAUGGUCAUGACCAUUCCCUCCAACAUAUAAUUAGCUCCAAGAACAAAAUCCAAUUUUUGACGAGCGGAGGAGGAUCAAGGGCGUGGGAGGGAGAGGUAAAGCAAUGGGAUCCGACAGAACUGAAACUAUACUAUGAUGGGCAAGGCUUCAUGUCAUUCCAAAUCACACCCUUGAACACCAAGUUCGUGUACUAUGACGUGGACGGCAAAGUUCUUCACGAAUGGACUUUGUCUAAAGAAGAAACUCUAAUCUGAUAUCUCCAAGCUUAAUAAAUCGGUUUAUUUUCAUGCAUCUUCUGUUUGUAAUGGGAUUGAUGUGUGUUCGUUUUCCAUUUGGGGUUUUGAUGUUUGUUGAAAUCAUUUCAUGUCGAAAGUCAGUAUUUGCUUUGCCCGAAAUUUGGUAAUAAUAAGAAUCAUGAAUAUGUUUAUGUUUA